AUGGGGAUGAUCAUUCUGGCUUCCAAGAUUUCCAUCUGCCCCCAUUUCCAGCAACUAACCCUCGUCUCUUUCAAAUGUCGCAUCCUUGCCUGCUACUCGCCUCAGGUCAAGGAAUUUAUGGGGCGAAGCGCUUGGGACUACGAUGAGUUUCUCACGCUGGAAGAUGCUAUACCAGCUGUUGCUGGAACAUACUGGAUCAUGUCGCCCUUUCAGACGUCUUAUGCUGGCCCUGCCAGGUCACAAGUCCCAGAAUGCCCCGACAACACUGGUGAAGGUGGACUCCAGCGGCGGAUAAAAGCACACAAGCGAAUUCUCAGCCAGGGCUCAGAGACUAUCCUAGGAAGCUACUCUGCCAGACAUGUGCUCCCCACACCCAUUCUCUUAGGACUAGGUGCAGCCAAUAACACCCUGUACUGCCACGUGAGUUCAAAGCGAAGCAUGGACUGGGACUCCGCUGUCAUUUCGAGCAGUCCUAUCGUUCGAAAACGGAUCGUUUAUCUCUUCUACUACGACAAUUUCGUUGAGCCACUUUCGUUGUUGAGGCCCGGGAUUCGACCCUUUUCUGGAGCCUCGACCAUACCAUUAGUCACGACGCUGCUGUGCAAGUAUCUCACGACGCACUUCGCUUGCAUAUCCACGAUUCCUGAACUCGAUCGCACAUCCUUCCUCAAAGGCUACUUCUUGGUCUCGAAAUUGAACCUAAGCCAAACUAUCACCAAAUGUUCCCACAGCUUCCUGCUUGUCGUGGAUCACUCGGAGGCUUUGAAUGCCAUCCUCUACUUCCAAGAAGACGGCGAAAAGAAUUCCACGGCGUCAUAA
Messenger RNA from Diaporthe amygdali, 819 nucleotides. RefSeq lists its product as uncharacterized. Lineage: Eukaryota; Fungi; Ascomycota; Sordariomycetes; Diaporthales; Diaporthaceae. The transcript has 4 exons. The record is from RefSeq and is a predicted model, not a curated record. Bases 1 to 819 code for a protein of 272 amino acids.